Messenger RNA from Hyposmocoma kahamanoa, 2264 nucleotides. RefSeq names its product phenylalanine--tRNA ligase beta subunit (gene beta-PheRS). Gene Ontology annotation, biological process: phenylalanyl-tRNA aminoacylation. NCBI's taxonomy places the organism in Eukaryota, Metazoa, Arthropoda, Insecta, Lepidoptera, Cosmopterigidae. Gene Ontology annotation, cellular component: cytoplasm; phenylalanine-tRNA ligase complex. The transcript has 12 exons. Bases 26 to 1780 code for a protein of 584 amino acids. The record is from RefSeq and is a predicted model, not a curated record. Gene Ontology annotation, molecular function: RNA binding; ATP binding; magnesium ion binding.
UACAUCUUUUUACAUUUACGCAGCCAUGCCCACGUUAUCAGUAAAAAGAGACUUACUUUUUGAAGCCCUUGGUCGAGCAUACACCGAUGAUGAGUUUCAAGACUUGUGUUUCGAAUUUGGACUGGAGCUCGAUGAAGUCACAACAGAAAAACAGAUGCUUAUGAAAGAGCAGGGUGACCAUGUGGGAUCUGGUAUAUCUGAGGAGGUCCUGUACAGAAUUGACAUCCCUGCCAAUCGAUAUGACCUGUUAUGCCUGGAGGGGCUGGUCAAUGGAUUGCUUGUGUUCCAGGGCAAGAAAUCACCACCCCAGUACAAGCUUAAGAAAUAUGAAGACUGCUACUCCUUACACUUGACACCUGACACUGCACAAAUCAGACCGUAUGCUGUUGCUGCUGUUCUAAAGGGCAUCCACUUCACAAAGGCAUCUUAUGACAGUUUCAUAGAUUUGCAGGACAAAUUGCACCAGAACAUCUGUCGCAAGCGAACGCUUGUGGCAAUCGGCACUCAUGAUUUAGAUACAAUUCAGGGUCCAUUUGUCUUCGAUGCGUUACCACCCAAGGAUAUUAAGUUUAAAGCUCUCAAUCAGCAAAAGGAAAUGACGGCACCUGAGCUCAUGGAGUUGUAUUCGACCCACGCGCAGCUCAAGCAGUACCUGCCAAUAAUUCGGGACAGCCCAGUGUACCCUAUCAUUAAAGACAAGAAUGGCGUGGUGCUUUCCAUGCCCCCCAUCAUCAAUGGAGACCACUCCAAGAUCACGCUCAAUACUAAAAACGUAUUUAUUGAGUGCACUGCUACUGAUUUAACAAAGGCGAUAGUAGUACUUGACACGUUAGUCUGCAUGUUCUCGCGAUACUGUGCUAACCAACACGAAGUGCAGCAGUGCAAGGUGUACGCGCCCGACGGCACGUACGAACUAUACCCGCAGCUUAAAACCCGUGAAGAACGCAUCAAUGUCGAUAAGGCAAAUAAUUAUAUUGGAAUUAGAGAAAAUGGCGACAACCUAGCAGCGCUACUAUCGCGAAUGUGUCUCACAUCGACACACGAAGACUCCGAGCUGAUAGUACAGGUCCCACCUUCGAGACAUGACGUCAUCCACGCCUGUGACUUGUACGAGGACAUUGCUAUCGCUUACGGGUACAACCGUAUCCCCCGCCGCGCGACGCGGGUAGUAACGAAUGGCGGGCAGGACCCCAUCAACAAGCUCACUGAACAGCUACGGCAAGAGUGCGCACAUGCAGGAUACACCGAGGCUCUCACCUUCACGCUUUGCUCAAGAGAAGAUAUAGCCACCAAGCUAGGCGUCAAAAUUGAGGAUGUACCUGCAGUUCACAUCUCUAAUCCUAAGACCUUAGAGUUCCAAGUGGUGCGCACAUUGUUGCUGCCUGGUCUGCUGAAGACUCUGGCUUCUAAUAAGAAAAUGCCGCUGCCUCUUAAACUUUUUGAGAUCAGUGACGUCGUGUUCAAGGAUGAUAAAGCUGAGACCGGCGCGCGCAACGAGAGACGCGUGUGCGCAGUGCACUGCGGCCGCGCAGCGGGCUUCCAGUUCGUGCACGGCCUGCUGGACCGACUCAUGGCGCUGCUGCGCGUACCCUGGGCCGCCGACGGGUAUCAGCUCAGACAGUGCGAAGACUCUGCAUACUUCCCCGGUCGCUGCGGCGAGAUACUGCUGCGUGGCGAAGCAAUCGGAAAGAUAGGCGUAAUCCAUCCUAACGUGCUGGCCGCCUUUGACCUCACCAACCCCUGCUCCGCCCUGGAAAUCAACAUUGAGCCUUUUUUGUAAUUCACAAAUUAUAUAUGCUCAUUAUACAUUGUGUAAGCGUAAGGUGUCGCCAGGAAAUUUUUAUUACAUUACGCGGUUUGAAAACCUUUUGAACGUCGUUUCGCUCACACGCUAAUAUAGUAAGUACAUUUUGAAAUAGAAAACUGCUGUAAGACUCUGACACAAUAACUAAAAUAAUCAUGAGCUUCCGCGGCGGUGAAUUGGCGAAAGACUAAUUUUUCACUGUUUUCAUCAAGCCAUCUCGCCGCCGAAGCUCAUCAUUAAGGACCACGGAGUGGUUUGAAAUAUGUCGAGCAAAAAUAAAUUCGACUUAAAUACGAGAUUAAGUUUUUAUUGAAUGCCAGGAUUUUUGACCACCACGACAUUCAAUUAUUAUUUUUUUUGUGAAUUACUCCACUAGUUUGUUAUAAUUAUUAAUACAAAGAUCGAACACUUAGAAAAAAUUCCUUCGAUCCGGCCGGAUUCGAACCGACGUCUCCUAGCA